AUGGCGGCAGUCCCAGCCAUGUGGGGCUCCACCUGCAGCACAUGGAAUAUCAAGAUCUUUGGAUCAGUAUUUUUUCCAGGCUUUUACUGUGUGGUGUUCGUGUUCGGCUUGGUGGGAAACAGCUUGGUCAUCUGUGUUCUGGUAGUUUGCAAGAAAUUGACCAGCCUGAGUGAUGUCUAUUUGCUGAACCUCGCCAUUGCUGGCCUGCUUUAUGUUUUCUCCAUCCCCUUCCUGGCUCAUUAUGCUUCAGGCCAAUGGACUUUUGGAAACGCAAUGUGUAAAUUAAUAUGUGGAAUUUACUACAUUGGUUUCUACAGCAGCAUUUUCUUCAUAACCCUCAUGAGCAUAGACAGGUACUUAGCCAUCGUCCACGCUGUGUACGCUCGGAAAGUUCGAACAACCCUGCUCAGCAUUAUUAUAAGCCUGGCCAUUUGGUCAGUGGCCAUUUUAGCUUAAAUACCAAAUAUCUUCUUUAUCCAAGAAUUUAAUGAAGAUGGCAUUGUGAAGUGUGCUUCUUAUUACCACUAUAAUAACCAUUGGAAACUUUUAACCAAUUUUGAAGUCAAUAUAUUGGACUUCUUGAUCCCAUUUGGCACUCCCAUUUUCUGCUACUCCCACAUCUUGUAAAACCUGCAGAGAUGCGUGAACCGAAACAAUAUAAAGCUGUUUUUUGUUGUUGUAGUUGCGUCUUUCCUCUUCUGGGCGCCCUUCAACAUUGCACUUUUUCUGGCUUCUUUGCAAAGCCUGCACAUCAGAGAUGACUGCGAGACGAGCAAAAACCUAGACCUGUCCCUGCAGGUGACUGAAACCAUCUCCUUCAGCCACUGCUGCCUGAACCCAGUGAUCUACGCUUUUGUGGGUGAAAAGUUCAAGAAAUACCUUUAUGAAAUAUUCAGAAAACAUGCAUGA
This is a messenger RNA of Terrapene triunguis (Three-toed box turtle), 909 nucleotides long. RefSeq names its product C-C chemokine receptor type 8. Gene Ontology annotation, biological process: chemotaxis; immune response; G protein-coupled receptor signaling pathway. Gene Ontology annotation, cellular component: membrane. NCBI's taxonomy places the organism in Eukaryota, Metazoa, Chordata, Testudines, Emydidae. The record is from RefSeq and is a predicted model, not a curated record. Gene Ontology annotation, molecular function: chemokine receptor activity.